This is a messenger RNA of Darwinula stevensoni, 2214 nucleotides long. The record is from the annotation of a GenBank genome assembly. Lineage: Eukaryota; Metazoa; Arthropoda; Ostracoda; Podocopida; Darwinulidae.
AUGGCAUCCUGGGGAUCAAAAAUGUCAUCCCAUCGAUUUGGCAAAUACCUGUUGCGAGGAUUGAUUAUGUCGGGUGGAGCAGCUGGACUUGGCAUAUGGUGGCUGAAGCGAGAGGCUGACUCAAUUGUGGAUGCACUGCCUCGGGUCAUGGCAGAGAAUCCCCUCAACAGCAUAGAACAUAGAUUGAAACAUUUGCCAACAAGGGAGGAAUUGCUUCAGAAACUAAAGACAGAAGAAUUUGAUGUCCUUGUUGUUGGAGGGGGAUGCACAGGAUGUGGAGUAGCUCUUGAUGCUGUGUCAAGGGGGUUGAAAACGGCCCUUGUGGAACGUGAAGAUUAUUCCUCUGGUACCUCCAGUCGUAGCACUAAGCUCAUCCAUGGUGGAGUCCGCUACCUUCAGAAGGCCAUCUUGGGCUUUGAUCGAGAACAAUACAAAAUUGUACAAGAGGCUCUACAUGAGCGAGCCAACCUUCUUGCAAUUGCUCCUCAUUUGUCUUUUCCCCUUCCCAUCAUGCUACCCAUUUAUAAGUGGUGGCAAGUGCCAUACUUCUAUGCAGGAAUCAAGCUCUAUGACAUUGUGUCUGGAUCCAAACUCCUGAAGAGCUCAUAUUAUUUGUCCAAGAAGAAAGCUUUGGAACUGUUCCCUGUGUUGAAAAAAGAUGCCCUUGUUGGUGCUCUUGUGUACUAUGAUGGCUCUCACAAUGAUUCCAGGAUGAAUCUCACCAUAGCACUGACAGCUAUCAGACUUGGUGCUGUUGCCUCAAAUUAUGUCACAGUGGAAGGUGUCCUAAAAGCGAUGGCUGAGGAUGGGAAGGAAUAUGUUAGUGGGGCUAAAGUGAAGGAUGAGCUUACAGGUGAAACUUGGGAGGUGAAAGCCAAGUGUGUCAUCAAUGCAACUGGUCCAUUUUGUGAUUCUCUCCGCAAGAUGGAUGAUCCCACAGCCAAGAGCAUUGUUCAACCAAGUAUGGGAAUCCAUGUAGUUCUCCCCAAUUAUUACAGUCCCGAGCAAAUGGGUCUUUUGGAUCCGUCCACAACCGAUGGGAGAGUCAUCUUCUUCUUACCUUGGCAGAGACAUACCAUAGCAGGCACAACAGAUUCACCAUGUUCCUUGACUUAUCAUCCAGCUCCAACUGAGAAUGACAUACAGUUCAUCCUAAAUGAGAUUCGCAAUUACCUGAAUGCAGACAUUGAAGUUAGGAGAGGAGAUGUUCUGUCAGCUUGGAGUGGUAUUCGUCCCCUGGUGUUCAAUCCUGCCAAGUCUGAUACUCAAUCCAUUGCACGCAAUCACAUCGUCCAUGUGAGUGAUUCAGGUCUUGUGACCAUCGCAGGAGGGAAGUGGACUACAUACCGAAAAAUGGCUAAAGACACAAUGGAUGUGGCUGUUAAAGCUUUUGCUUUAAAUUCUAAAAAUGAUAGUCUGACUGAUGGUCUCCUCUUGGAUGGAGCACAUUCUUGGUCUCCAACCAUGUUCAUCCGCCUUGUACAAGACAUUGGUAUGGAAACUGAUGUUGCAAUUCAUCUGGCGAACACAUAUGGUGACCAGGCUUUUCAGGUUGCAAAGCUCUCCAAGUUCACUGGUAAACGUUGGCCUAUCAUGGGAAGGAAGAUUCAUGAAGACUUCCCAUACAUUGAAGGUGAAGUACAAUAUGCCAUCCGGGAAUAUGCUCGCACUGUGACGGACAUUAUAGCUCGGCGUUUGAGAUUCGCUUUCUUGAACGUUCAAGCAGCAGAAGAAGCCCUGCCCCUGGUUGCUGAUAUUAUGGCCGAGGAGCUCAAAUGGGAUGAGAAGGAGAAAAGCAAGCAGAUUGCAGAGGCACGUCAAUUCCUGCGGCUGGAUAUGGGUGGGGCUGUGAACAAAGCCAGCGUGGAGAACAUGGCCAUCAAUCUUACUCGAGACCAGAUGUCUAAAUACAUAGCCCGAUUUCAGCAGUUGGAUUCUGACAGGAAAGGUUUCAUCACCAUCAACGAUUUCAGGGACAUAAUGAAGAAGGAAGGGAAAAAGGUCUCAGAAAAAGAUCUUCACAUGAUCCUGUCUGAGAUUGACUUGCACAAGAAUGGGAGAGUGGAGUUGCCUGAGUUCCUGCUCAUGAUGGCUGCAUUCAAGACUGGAACAGCUGGGAUAUCGGGAAUGACACGAUCGUUAUUACUCGAUGCUGAACCAGAUGGAUUGGAUCGGUCUUUGAAAGCAGUUGAAAGAUCUGGUGGUGGGGUAUAG